This is a messenger RNA of Neurospora hispaniola, 3860 nucleotides long. Its product is annotated as OPT-domain-containing protein. The coding region runs from base 1 to 3498 and encodes 1165 amino acids. Gene Ontology annotation, cellular component: plasma membrane. The transcript is spliced from 4 exons. NCBI's taxonomy places the organism in Eukaryota, Fungi, Ascomycota, Sordariomycetes, Sordariales, Sordariaceae. Gene Ontology annotation, biological process: transmembrane transport. The record is from RefSeq and is a predicted model, not a curated record. Gene Ontology annotation, molecular function: oligopeptide transmembrane transporter activity.
AUGGAAAACGCAACCUUGACGCCAACAUUUAUAUCCCCUCAUCAGGGCCGUCGAUCCAUUGCAAAUCGAAUUGGCAAUCACAAUGACUCGCCAUUCCGCGCUCCGUCCAUCGUUGACUCUCGCUCGACUGGAAACACCGCGGGCGCAAAAUACUACAAGUCUCCAAGUGAUAGCGGAACGAAACGUCCAGUCCAAGCCCAACUCCGUGGCAGGCUCCAUCAGGGCAACUGGGCGCAACAGGGAUUGGACUUGUGCGGACCCCCGCCCGGGUACCGGAUUUGUGAAAGGUUCCUCGUCCUUGGCGGGCAGGAAGACAGAUUCCGUAUGACGCCUGACCGAGAUAGGAGUCCUUCACCCGACAUAGCUUUCUUCUUGGACGAUUCUGAUCAUAAUCCAAGCUUCCCGCUUCGUGAACUGCUACGUCAAGCUGUACUGCCGGCCGGCACCAAUUCGUCAACCACCACUCGAGGGCAGCCGACGCCAACCUCGUCGCACUCUUCACAAGAUUUUGAAGUCUCUCUCAUUGGCUCGACACAAGAUCAGGAUCGCGUUGAUACGGUGCCUGGGCGGGACGAGCCCGUCCAGACCUUACCUGGCAAUGCCCAUGGACUACUCCAGCAACUUCACUUACACGAGGAGACGGGUGGCGACAACGCAGAGAGCGACAACGAUAGCAUACCAAGCGAGCCCGUAUCUGAAGAACUCAUGACCAAAAGACAACCUUCCCUUCUCUCCGUAGCGCCGGGGCGAGACAGUCCCUCCUACGGAGCCAUAACCUCGGCGCCGGCCCGGGCGACCAGUGCUCCCCAAUCCGAAGGGGGCGAACCAUCCGCUCGCGCCGAGUCCCGCUCCGAAGGAAGUGCUCGUUCUCGAACAGGUCAUGAUUCAACCAGCAGGAGCUUGACGGGGGACAGCUGCGAUGGAUCUGUGGGAAGAUCGUCCGAGCGACUUUCCUUGUCGCUGCGGAAAUCUGGCGAAUGGGGUGGCUCAAUGACAAUGCGAGGAAUCGAGGGUCGUUUUGAAGCCGAGGUACCGCUCGAAGGAGAGUCUUUGCUGGACCAUAUCGAAGAGUUGAACGAGUUCGAUGAAACUGAGGAGGACCUGGCCGACAACUCUCCCUACGCACAAGUACGGGCUUCAGUUGCGCCCACUGACAAUACGACACUUUCCAUCAACACUCCACGAAUGUGGACCUUGGCAGUGCUAUUUUCUAUUAUCGGAUCUUCCACCAACUUAUUCUUCUCGUUGAGAUACCCCAGUGUUGCAAUCACGCCUGUCAUCGCACUCCUAUCAACCCAUCCCCUUGGUCUCAUGUGGGACUUCUUCCUCAAACGAGCGGACGACCCCCCAGAAGAGUAUGUUGAUGGAUGUCGGACAGACAGUGCCAAUGUUCCGGUUGACCACCCGACCGAUGAGCAACCACGUGUUUUUGUUCCCUGGGAUAAAAGAAGCAAGCUCGACCAGCUGCGGCUAUGGCUCGCUCAGGGUCGCUGGAAUGAGAAGGAACAUAGUUGCGUCUAUGUCAGCAGCAAUGUCUCCUUCGGCUUUGCCUUUGCGACGGACGUUAUCGUUGAGCAAACCCAGUUUUACAAGCAGGAUGCCCCGAUACUCUACCAGAUUCUCCUCACCAUCUCUACUCAAAUUAUGGGCUACACCUUCGCUGGGCUCACACGGGGAUUCCUUGUCCGGCCAAGCGGCAUGAUAUGGCCCGGUACGCUCAUGUCGGCCGCCAUGUUUACUACCAUUCACAAGCAGGAGAACCACGUGGCAAAUGGGUGGAAGAUGACCAGAUGGAAGUUCUUCAUGGUCGUGUUCCUCGCUGGCUUCCUCUUCUACUUUGUACCCGGUCUUUUGUUCCCCGCAUUGAGCUAUUUCAACGUCAUCACCUGGUUUGCUCCCAAGAAUGUUGUUGUUGCCAAUCUCUUUGGCGUCGUGUCUGGCUUGGGAUUAUUUCCCAUGACAUUUGACUGGGCCCAGAUUGCCUAUAUCGGAUCGCCUCUUCUAACACCAUUUUGGGCAGCCAUGAACGUGGUUGGCGGUCUUGUUGUGGUCAUGUGGAUUAUUGCCCCUAUCGCAUACUACAGCAACUGGCUCUACUCCUCAUAUAUGCCGAUAUUAUCAGCAGCCGUUUUCGACAACACAGGCCAGGUAUAUGAUGUCAGCAGGAUCCUUACAAAGGAUUUCGUUUUCGAUCGAGAAGCCUAUUCAAAGUAUAGCAGAGUCUUCCUCCCCAUCACCUAUGUCCUCGGCUAUGCCGUUCAAUUUGCCGGCCUGGCCUCUCUACUUACACAUACCAUAUGUUGGCACGGCAGAGACAUCUGGGCUCAGUGGAAGCAAACCCUGGGCGAGAUGCAUGGUGCCGAGCCCAAGGGCUCGUAUGAGCCGGUUGCAGUGUCGACCGAGGGGCUCAGUCGGACUUGGAGUCGGUUGAGCUCAAGAUCAAGCUUUACUAGGUCUAACUCGAGCACGGAGAACAUUAUGAAUAGGGAAGACGUACAUAACCGGUUGAUGAGGAGGUACAAGGAUGCACCCAUGUCGUGGUAUCUCAUCACUUGCAUAUUGAUGCUGGCUAUCGGUAUCUUUGUCGUUGAAUACUACCCAGUUCACCUGCCUUGGUAUGGCUUGCUCCUCGCUCUCGGAAUCUGCAGCAUCCUCUUCAUCCCUAUCGGCAUCAUCAUGGCAGUCACCAACCAGCACAGCAGCAUUUACCUGAUCUGCCAGCUCGUUGCUGGUGCCGUCUUUCCUGGCCGACCCGUUGCGAACAUGGUCUUUGUGACUUACGGAUACAUCUCCUCAGCGCAGGGCAUCAAGUUCGCUGCCGACCUCAAACUAGGCCACUACAUGAAGAUACCACCCCGGAUCCUCUUCUCAGUUCAGAUGGUGGCGACCAUCGUCUCCUCCCUCACGCAGAUCGGCGUCCUCAACUGGAUGUUCAAGAACGUCCCCGGCCUUUGCACUCCAGAGGCCCUCAACGGGUUCACGUGCCCCAUUGCCCGUGUGCACUUCAAUGGGUCAAUUCUAUGGGGCGUCGUUGGCCCUAGCGAGUUCUUCGGCCCCGGGGCAACCUACCGACCGCUCGUAUGGGCGUUCGCAGUCGGAGCCGUCCUACCCAUUCCGCUGUGGCUGUACGCACGCAAGAGGAAGGAUAGUAUUGUGCGGAAACUCAACCUCCCCGUUCUCUUUGGUUCGUUGGGCUGGAUCCCGCCAGCAACAGGCUUGAACUUUUCAGUGUGGGCUCUCGUUUGCUACGUGUUCAACUACGUGAUAAAGAACCGGGCGCGGGCGUGGUGGGCCAAGUACACGAUGACGCUCAGCGCCGCGCUGGAUUCGGGCCUGGCGUUUGGCAUUGUGGUGGUAUUCUUCGGGUUCAUCUAUCCCGGGGUGGUCAAAGGGUUUAGUUGGUGGGGGACGGAAGUGUAUAAACAAGGGUGUGAUUGGCAGGCUUGUGCGUAUCAGGCGGUGCCGGAGGGGGGAAGGUUUGGGCCUGAUGUUUGGUAGAGGAGGGGAAUUCGGGCGGGCUGUUCAGGAUGUGCGCCUUGAAUACAAUGAUGACGUUAUGAUUUGAGUAUAUUUACCAUAAAAUGGGUGUAGAUAGGAAAGACGACUUAGCAGGCAGUGUUUUGGGUGUAUAGUUAAAACGGAUGGACAUACAAGGAGACACGAGCUCACGAUAUUGAUGAUUUAUGUAGGAGCACUGCGGAAGCUCUUGGGUACAUGCAUAUUGGGAUGUAGCUACAGGAUAAGGUGACAAGUGACAGAUAUGUAAAGCUGUCUAGCUCCGAGUCCUCACUAUUUGACUUUUUAUCGGGCCCGACGUCCGGCUAAUGUCUGUCUUGAAGGCACUGAAUCGCCUGGCAAAC